UAAAACUGUCUCAGUAAAAUGCACAUCACAUCUUUCUCAUUUUCACUUUCCCAUUCUCUACAGAUGUGGAGCAGAUGAGUUCCUCCUCUCCUGUCCUCCCUGUGAACUCCAUGGGCAAUGAGCGGGUGGAUCAGCGAACCUGCCUGAUCUGCGGGGACAGGGCCACGGGGCUGCACUAUGGCAUCAUCUCCUGCGAGGGCUGCAAGGGUUUCUUCAAAAGGAGCAUCUGCAACAAACGGGUGUACAGAUGCAGCCGCGACAAGAACUGCGUCAUGUCCCGCAAGCAGCGCAACAGGUGCCAGUACUGCCGGCUGCUCAAAUGCCUCCAGAUGGGCAUGAACCGCAAAGCAAUCAGAGAGGAUGGCAUGCCAGGAGGCAGAAACAAAAGCAUCGGACCUGUCCAGAUAUCAGAGGAAGAGAUUGAGAGAAUUAUGUCUGGGCAAGAAUUUGAGGGAGAGGCAAACAUGUCAUGGAGCAACAAYGGAGACAGUGACCACAGUUCCCCUGGAAAUGGAGUUUCUGAGAGCAACCAACCUUCACCUGUUUCUACUCCAUCUUCAAGUAGGUCUGUGGAGCUGAACGGGUUCGCUGCACUCAGGGAUCAGUACCUGGGCACGCCGGUGUCCACGCACUACCAGUACCUGCCGCACCUUUUUAGCUAUUCCGCCCACUCGGCGCUGAUGCCGCCGCAGCCGCGCAGCCUGGACCCGCAGUCACACAGCCUCAUCAACCAGCUGGUGUGUGCCGAGGACCUGGAGCCGCUGGGCACACCCAUGCUCAUCGAGGACGGGUAUAAAGUGACUCAGGCAGAGCUGUUUGCAUUGCUGUGUCGUCUGGCGGAUGAAUUGCUUUUCAGGCAGAUUGCUUGGAUCAAGAAGCUGCCGUUCUUCUGCGAACUCUCCAUCAAGGACUAUACCUGCCUGCUCAGCUCUACGUGGCAGGAGYUGAUCCUGCUCUCCUCGUUGACUGUUUACAGCAAGCAGAUCUUCGGUGACCUUGCAGAUGUCACCUCCAAGUACUCUCCCUCUGAUGACGAGCUGCACAGGUUCAGUGAAGAGGGGAUGGAGGUGAUGGAGCGGUUGAUCUACCUCUUUCGCAAAUUCAACCAGCUGAAGGUCAGCAAUGAGGAGUACGCCUGCAUGAAAGCCAUCAACUUCCUAAACCAAGAUAUCAGGGGUCUGACCAACGCAUCCCAAUUGGAGCAGCUGAAUAAGCGGUACUGGUAUGUUUGCCAGGACUUCACRGAGUACAAAUACCCCCACCAGCCAAACCGCUUCCCUGAUUUAAUGAUGUGUUUGCCAGAGAUACGCUAUAUUGCAGGAAAAAUGGUGAAUGUCCCCCUGGAGCAGCUGCCUCUCCUUUUUAAGGCCGUUCUACAUUCCUGCAAGACGAGCGUGAGCAAAGAGUGAGCACAGCAGGYCCCGGCCGGUGCCUUACGCUGAGCCUGGGCUGGGAGCUGGCUCACCCUGGGAGAGGGGCAAACGCCAUCCAGGCAGGAGAUGGGGCAAUGGGCCUCCCUGCCCUUGUAGCAAGAAUCUUUUUUGUUUGUUUUUUUUUUUUUUUUACUCUUUUUCCUAUAUAUUUAUUUCACGACAGAGUUGAAUGUAUGAUCUUCAACACGAUGCACAUGGUUCUGUAAGAAUGCAGCAGAUGCAUUCUCCAGCGGUUUACAGAAUGUGAAGAUGUUUAAUGUUACAGUGUUUGUUAGGGUUAGUUCUUUUGUAUUUGGGGCUGGGGACCGAGAUGACUAAGACUACCUCAAGGAGAAGAUGCUGUUCAUGCACUGCUCUUUCCAUGACUUGCAUCCAAAAGCAUUUUUCAUGGAGAGCAAAUGUCAGCAGAGCUGUUAGGAUCCCAAAGGGACGACUUUGGAGAAGUGGGUGCUAGAGAAGUGCCAAGCUUUUUCUUUAAUUUAAAAAAAGCAGGGAGUGGAGAAGUCUGUCUAGGCAGUUGGUUUCUUUUCCCCUGGCAGUUUCCAGAUGCAGGUUUCCCRGUGGGGUGGCAGUGCUCUGAGGGGCUCACUGCUCCUGUCCCCUCUGGGGRCCUUCAGGCGGGGUCUGCCCUAGCCACUCCUGGCCAGCUGCCCUCUUACUAUUGCCACAACACCUUCCAGCUUCUCUGAAAUUGUGUUCCUGCAGUCCUGGCAUUACACAAAGGUGUUCCUGUUGCUAGAGAACUGCAAGGACUUUAUCAUGACUUCCUUAACAUCCAUUUUAGAUUUACAAAAGCAGGAAAAACCUACUUAGAGAAGAGGCACRAUUGCCCCCAUUAGUGUGUUCCUCCAACAUGGUAUCUGGCUCCUGAGGCUUCUGCAUUGCAGCAGUCCCUGUUUUGGGAGCAGUUCAUGUACCCUGUGUUGAAUGGGCCCUGUGUAAUGGAGUGAGGGACUCCAGUGUCCUCUGGCAUGGCUUUCUCUGCUGGACUCAGGGAAUGGGUGUUCCAUAUCCUGCCAGGACUGUCUUGUUCCUUGUGGAUCACAGAAAAAGGAACAUUACUGCCAUACUUGGUGACCUGCUGUGUUCUAGGUGUUGCAAGGCUUGGAUUUUCCAUCUCGCCAGCUCCCCACCACUCCACACAGAGAACUGGUUUAGUGACUACUGAUGAGCUGAUUGAGUGAUUGCUAAGUGCUGCUGUUCAGCUAAACCUGGGCAUUCUCAUGAGUGACCUCACUGUUUGCUUCUUGUGGUGGAGAGGUUGGAUGAGAUGUUCUUGUUCUCAUGUUCUUAAUUAGGAAUUAAUAUUCCAAGAUUCAGUCACCCUUUAGUCAGCCUUGGCUGGAUUUCCUUCCCUGUCUCCUUAGAUAAAAAUCGGGCAUUCACUUAGCACGGUGGCUCAUUGAUAAGUGUUUGAAUGCUGAUUUAAAGAUAUUUGGGGAAACAGCUUUUGUUCCUUCAGGGUAGGAGGSACGAGUCACUACCUUCUUGUCUUUCCCUGAUGACAGUUGCGUGGCACAGAGCGAGCACAGCUCAGCAGGGCUGCAGCUGCUGUACAUGAAUGUGAUGGUGAGCAGGAGAAAAAUCCCAUUCACCGAAGUCGUCUUUCCSUCCCUCCCUCUCCCUGGCCCGGCGGGUGCUCCCGGGAUUGCAGCCCGAGGGAGGUGUGACCCGCUGCUUUGGCACAUCCCGGUCACACACACCGGGGCCCUGCUGCUGCCUCACUGCAGGCAUCCCACUUGGGCAUCUCCCAGCUCCACGGUUUCCCUUUUCUAGAAGUCCAUAGCUGUUCAUUUUUCAUUAUUUAAACAGGAUGUUACGGGUAACAGCUGCUGCGCCCAGCAGYGGCUCAGCUCGAUGGAGCUUCACAUCCAAAGGUGGUUCCAUAAAUCUCAUUUACUUUCUGACAGUACAAUGAGAUGUGUGUAUUCUCAGGAAAGCCUUCUGCAUACAGCCGUUACCUCACAUGUUCAGGGGAAGAUUUUAGUGUACCUGUUUGUAAGUUAGAAUGUAUUUUUCAGCUUUUAAGUUCGAUUUCCAAAUAGCUUGAUGUGAUCUUUUUAUUACGGGUUAUUUCUGGCUUGCUGUUUUAUACACUCAAGGAAUUUUAAAAUUGCAUAGGAGUAAUUUUAUUCUACGGUUACUGAAUUAUUAUAAUCUGUUGAUGAAUAAGUGUUUUAAUUAGUGUACAUAAAAGCAGUCAUCUUGUCGUCAGCUAUCCAACAGAAAUUAUCUAUUGGAUAAUCUGUGCUUUUCCAAAAUAGCCUCCUAAAACUAAUGCUGUUCCAGCAACCACCAAAAUCCUAAAUUCAGUUAUGAUGACAAACGGACAUGAAUGUUCUACUUUCUGUUGUAGAAAGCAAAUUUUACAAAGGUUGAUUGGCAGCAGUAUCCGUUCCCAAAUACCCAUUUGCUGUAGGGAGUAGAAAAUCCUUCCUGAACUGACAGGUAAGGAAGCAGCAAACAGACCAGACAGAAUCACCGGUCAUUCCUGGUAUCUUCUGCACCAAGUCCUCUAAUGACUUGUAUUUUUUAAACAGGGUAAAGUGAAUGUGUUGCAUUGCAAACUCAGGUAUUAUGAGAAGGUAGGAAUGUAGCUAGAGACGUAGAGACUUUAGGUAGAUGUAUUUGUGAAUUUGGUUUGAAGGACACCCUGGAAAGGUUGAAAUUUGUGUUCCAUUCUUCAUGUAACAUUCGGUUUACAGGGACUCAUAUUUUAUUUGUGCUUAAUGUUAGUAGGGGGAAGUUCAUUAUCUUUGGUAUCUAUCUGCUCUUGCUUAUCUGACCUUCUGUCAUAGAGAAAUCAAUCAACAAUAAUAGACUUUGGUAGAAUUUUCUGCCAUGACAAGUCAAUUUUUAUCUCCGAUUUGAAAGAUAAAUUGGCUGGCUGACCCCCUCCUCUCCUUCAAAGCAUCAAUGCAGAUAGAAAGCUGAAGAGUUACCUUUAAUCUGAGCAGAGAUUUGGGACAUAAAYUUGAAGCACUCAGGCCUCACGUGCUCAGGGGUGGCUGCUGAGGAGCCCUCGCUCUGUGGUGCUGCUGGAAGGGGUCCCCAGUAAGGAGGCUCAGUCCCAGUGUCAGUGCCAGAGCCUGGGGCCUCAACAAAACACUGGAAAGUGAGUGAGUUUACUUUCACUAUAGCUCAGCUUUCUGCCAGCUGGGCUGAGCCUUGACCCCUCAGUGUGGGUCAGUAGCCAGUCCCUCUCCUCGGCAUGUCCAGCCCCGUGACAGGGCAGGGGGAUGAGGGACAGCCAGGAUGCUCAGGGGUGCCAGGUCCUGACACWGCUGGGCUCUGGGCAUGGCAGAGCUGCUGCAGCCGGGCCUGGUGCUCCCUGUGCUUCCCUUGUGUGAGCUGUGCCAGUGCCCUUCCUGUUCUCACUUCUGCAGAGGCACUGAGAGCUUUGGGUCAUCAGGGAGCAGCUCUGGAUUCUUCUGUMAUUCUUCAAUCCAGAGAUGUGAUUCUUAACCCUUUGGCCAUCUCCCAUCACACGCAGGCCAAAGGAGGAGCACRGCAUUUUCAGAGUGACCAGUGGUCAGUGACGUGGCCAACUCCCUGCCCAGGGGAGGUGCCACCCCAGUAGUACCCACUUUCCCAGUGCUGGGGUGUGGCUGUGAGGGAGUCUGUGGCACUGAGGGGUCCCAGGGGUGCCAGCAGGGUUCCUGGGCUGCUCUCACUUGCAGGUGGAGGCCUUGGUGGCUCUGUCCCCACCCAUGCAAAGGCUUGAGUGCCUCUUGCUGCCGUUCCUCCCUGUGCCAGCAGCAUCUGUCCUUACUCCCAGGCUUCUGCACAGACCCACAGCCACCUCAGGUAAAGGAGUUUAAGUCUUGUCCUUCAAACCAACUUUAAAAAAAAAAAAAACAAACUUGAAUUUCUUUUUUCUUAACUACAUUUUUUAAAAGGAAAAAAAAAGAAAAAAAAAAAAGAUUCUCCUGUGAAUGUGCUAUUUCCCAUUCAUUCUUUCUUCCUUCUUGGUUUUGAUUUAAAGCUAUGAAGCUCGGUGUCUGUGAAAAUGUUGUUAUUUCUCAGGAUAAUAAGCGGCAAUCAUCCCUGCCACAUGAAAGGCAGGAGAAAGGGGGAAACUUGGGKAACUAGUUUAAGUAUGAAACUAAUUUUUAAGUUGUAGAUGAUGUGUAAAUGGAGGGGAGUGCAUAGCUAUCAGUAUCAAGCUGUGGUGUUUCUCUGGGUUCACGGUGUGUUGUUUCAACGCACAGAAGCUCAGGGAUAAGUAUUUAAAAUGUGACCCAGAGAAAUCCUAGUUUUGAUGUUGCAACAGUUGCUUCUUUCACRACUUGUCUGGAGGAUCUGUUGAGAGCUGACUAAAGCCCCAUAUGGGGAUUUUGGGGGAAAACCUUGGGUUUGCCUGCUGAAAGCUCAGAUGUGGUCCAGUGGGCAGAGCAUCCCAAAGCUGUGGGGGCUGUAUGAGGCUGUGCCCUUGCAGCACCUGGAGCUGGGGCAKCUCUGCYUGUGGGGCUCACAGAGGGCUGUGGAGA
Messenger RNA from Malurus melanocephalus (red-backed fairy wren), 5923 nucleotides. RefSeq names its product nuclear receptor subfamily 6 group A member 1 (gene NR6A1). The transcript has 9 exons. The record is from RefSeq and is a predicted model, not a curated record. Gene Ontology annotation, biological process: regulation of DNA-templated transcription. Gene Ontology annotation, molecular function: sequence-specific DNA binding; zinc ion binding; DNA-binding transcription factor activity. Lineage: Eukaryota; Metazoa; Chordata; Aves; Passeriformes; Maluridae. The coding region runs from base 75 to 1409 and encodes 444 amino acids.